GCAACCCCACCCUGUCCCCAGAAGUGCACCCUUGUGGGUGAGUUCUGCAGCUGCUCAGCCUGGACCCAGAUACUUUUUCCCUGACCAGGAAUGUCCUAGGCAACCUGGUGCUCUAAUGGGAUUUGAGGGAGGCAGUUGAAAGGGCUUUCUGGAAACUCUCGUGGGGCCAGGCAGCUCUCAGCUUUGCCUUCCCCAUGCCACUGACCAUUCAAGAUCCUUUGGACUUAACAAGGCCACAAAGGUCUCAGCAGUGCUCUGGCCUAGCCUACGUUCAUCUUUGGCACGGACACUGCAGGAACAAGCCUGACAGGUUAUUGGUGAGUCCCAUAAGUGGUCUGUAGUGUAGUGUGUGGAAAUGCUUGAGGUGGCCGCAAUAUGGAGGAGAAGAGGUCGACCUUCGGUAUUAGUUUCCUACUGGGAGGGGUGUGGGUAUGUUUAGUGUCCAACCAGACCUACAGAGGACCUGGAAGAGCUGUAUGGGAGAAGGGCAGAAGCUCACUUUCCCCUGUUGUCUCCUACCCUUGAGUCCCCUGGCAUCCUCAUAAUCCCAGCCUCUCAAACCCAGAUCCAUGUCUCUCGAAGUGUUUAAGGUGUGCAGAAGCAGGGCCCUGCCGUGAGGACAGAAAGAGUAGGUAGUAUCAAGCUGGACGUGGCCAUUUGGGACCAGCAGCCGUAGCUGCUUUGUAAGGGGCCAGGAAGGAGGAGACCCCGAGGCAGGAUAGCUGAGGGUAUCCUGAUGAACAGAGGGAGGUCUGCAGCAAAACACAGGGAGAGGCAAGGUGAGCCCACAGUCCCCGUACUUCCGGGGGGCGGGGCCAUCCUGUAGCAGCGGUUAGGCCGGCAGGUGCCUCAGGAUCUCUCUGCCUCUCCCUCUCAACUCACUUUCCCCUUCCGCACCGCACCCUCUCCCUCUCCACCUGCCUCUUUCCCGGCUUUAUUAAGAUGUAGAGUACACCCAGUACUGUCCACGGUCCCAACUAUUUCUGGUGGUGACAUCGAGUGCACAAAGCUUAGUUUGUGUCCGCUCGAGCGUACAAGUCUCGCCCCAGCAAUUCCCCGCUGCCAUGCGUCGACCGCAGGCUCGUCUCUGGAUCACCGUAGGCAGCAUCCGGCCUUUGUCCGGCCCUCCUCCACACGCACUGGCGCACAUAAUGUAGUCUUUCAUAUCCGGCUUCCCAUUAGAGGCUGCUCUGGCUCGCUACCUAAGGUUUUAGCCACGUAGUAGGCUCAUGCGGGUUGCAGAGGAUAAUUACCGACUGCAUGUGGUCAGCGUCUUUCCCCGAGCAUCAGGUUGGACUCUGGGUUCAUUCUGCCAUUGCCAUGUAGCUGCUGUGAAUCCUUGCAGGAUUCUCACAUCUUACCAAGGUUGAUCCAGUAGGGCUGAGUACAAAACUAAGUCCGACCUUAAAAGAGAGGGCCGUGCCCUUUUCAAAAGUGGAGAAUUUUCCUUAGAAACUGCUCUUCUAGUGGAUGGAGGAAGAAUAAAAAUGGGGACAACCAAGUCUGGGGCUGUACAUGAAAGGGAGGAUGGCUUCUGAAGAGAUUUCUGGCGACGUGGCCCCCGGAACUCCCCACCCACUUUGCAGGGCUCAGCUGCUUCUCGCGGGGGCCUGGCGACCCCUGGCGGCGGGCUCCUUCUUGGGCGGCUUUGCAGAGACACUCCUUUCGUGGCCGGGUGGAGCCAUAUUGCUCGGGCGCAUGUGCGCCUUCCCCAUGGCCCAGCCUGGGCCCGUGGUUGCUAAGGAGGUUGCUAAGUCGAGGUGCUAAUUGGUGAGUUCCAAAGAAAUUAGCAAAUCCAAUUCCCACCCCCGACCCCGGAAGUGCCUGCCUACGGGAUAGACUGGUAGGCACUCAAACGCCAGGGCCACCGGUCAUUGGGCCUGAGCGGAGAAGGCGGGCCUCAUCCGGAACCGUGAUUGGUCGCGGUCCCGGGCGGGCGAUCCGAGGCUGCUGGGUGCUGGCUGUAUGGGGCGGCGGCGGAGCCGAGUGGAAGGGGCUGCCAGGGCCCUGCCUGAAGCUGUCGCAGCGCUGAGUCGGUCCCUACCAGCUGGGCCCAGCCCCGAAAUCUUCCGCCGCGCAAAGUUUGAUCGACCAGAGGCGGCUCCAGUGCUCUGGCAACUUCUCUUACGUGUGCUCUCACCGCUUGCUGCAAACAAUACCUGGACCGACCUUGCCCCAGAGGCCCAAGCCCGUGUGGUGAAAUCAGCACUGGGCUCCCGAGGCUACCCCAGGUCUGUGCUGCUACAAUUUCCCGACGGCAGUUCUCAGGGAAGCCGGGAACUGCUGCUGGCCCUGUCCUGGCUCCUGGCCCAAGGACCCUUGCUUGAGCAGCUGCUUGCCCAGACCCGUGUGCAGGCCCUGACCAGUCCUGGACCCCUUGCAUGCCUUGUGGCUACAAAGAGCCCUGUGGAUCUCCGCCUGGUGGAAUGGCUGAUGGGAAAGUUGCGCUUCAGGUGGAGGUGCCUGAUCUUGAGUCAGCGGGAGCAGUGUACCCUCCUCAGUAAGAUCCAUCUGUAUACCCAGGGAUGCCACAGCCAGCAGAGCCUGGGCCAUCUUUCUGUCGCUGAAACAGAGAUGCUUAGAGAUCCAGAGAGCAGUCAGCAGCUUCUGCAUGCCCUGGAGAGCGAGAACGCCCGGCUGGAGGCAGCUCUGGAGUGGCGGCGCUGUGAGCUGGUCUUCUGGCAAUGGAUGGAUACAGUUCUGGAUGCCUGUUCCCCCGAGACUCCUGCUGUGACCUCACAACCUACAGCCCUGCCCAUGAUCUCGGAAGGUGGGCUCGGUGAGCUGGAGUCCGUGAGACAAGAACUGCUGGCCCUGCAGGAGGAGCUACGGGAAGUGGCCGAGCCCCGGCGGGCUGCGUGGGAAUCCCGGGUUGGAGGCCUAGGUCAGGGGCCAGAGUGGAGCAACUCAAGGAAAGCCUUGCGGGAGGUCGUCGAACGGGAGUUGGCAGACCUGCAGGGGUCCUGGAAGCUAUGCAGUACCCCUGCCCAGCCACAAAGACCCCAUCGACUGGUGAGAAGUAAAGACGGGGCACCAAGACGCCAGGGCCUACAGGCAGCCGAGGUGAUCAGGACACUGAGCGCCAAGGAGGACUGUCUGAAGAAGGCAUUGCACCAGCUACAGUGUCAGUGUCAACAGGAGCUGGCCAGGCUGGCCGGUACUCUGCCUGGCUUGAUUUGGGUUCUGCCCCCUGGACACUGAAGGCCCCCAAGAUGUACCCAUCUGUGUAGAGCUUGGGUAGGAUCUCAGAGGAGCAGACUGGGGCUGCAUGGAGCAGAGGUCCAGGCGUGUGCUCCCUCCAGGGCCAGAGCCCUUUUCCUGCAGUUCUAGUGUUACAAUAGGCUGGUCCCCCUGAAAGGUUUGGAGGGGACCUAUGUGUACACAGUGGAGCUGUUCCUGGGGACAUGGGGCUGCUUCCCAUUAUCUUCCUCUUUUUGGCAUACUAGGUAUGUGUAGUGUAUGGCUGGCACCAUGCUGUAAUCACAUAUGCCCCAAAGUACAGAAAGUCUUGGGCCUCUCCUGAGUGGGACAGCUCUGGUUUUUCCCUGAACCUCUUUCUUAGACUCUGGCUGUAUGCCACCUCCUGCUCCAGCAGAGCCUCUUCCUAUACUGGGCCAUGGAUGUGCCUGGUGUGUGUGUGUGUGUGUGUGUGUGUGUGUGUGUGUGUGUGUGUGUGUGUGUGUGUGUGUGCUUGUGCGCGUGUGCACGUGUGCAUGUGUGCAUGUGUAUGUGUGUGUGUGGUGGGGAGCUGGAUGGGAGCCUGGGGGCUCUGCCUGGGAGAGCGGAGGAGAGGAAGCUGCAGUGCAGACAGGAGGCCUUUGUUCUGAAGGCCUCUGGGUAAGCUCGGCCCUCACAAAGCACCCUGUGUCCAGGAAGUGCACCCAGCCUGGUGGGAUGGCUCUGUGCUAACCCACUCUUCUCCCAGCCAGCAGGCUCAGGCAGGAUCCAUGAGCUCUAGCCCGACCUUCCCUUAGUCCCAAACCCUGAGCAGCUGGUAGGACCCAUAGGCAACCUCCAGUCUCCUGCUUAUCCAGGCCAGAGCCACGGCCUGACUCCGGGAGCCUUGGGCACUCUACUAGAACAUUCUUUUAUGGGGGUGUCCUGCUUGCCUGGUGGUGUAUGUCUGGGGUGCAGGUAGCCUCUGGCCCGAGGCAGGGCACAUGCUGGGUUUGUUCCUAGCACACUUCUGGAGGACCAGUGUCUAGUAGGUACUAACCUUUAUGGACGUAGCUCCUAGAGCCUCUGGAAUCUUGUGGCCUGCAGCGCCUGUUCCUGCUUGGGAACACUUGUUCAGCUCUUCUUGCUGCCUCCCCCUGUGGGCUCUGGCUCUGGUCCAGGGGCACGUGGGAACUUGACUGUCUGGCUCCUUGUGACUAUGAUUUGGGCUGUAAACAAGUCUACUUAAGCUCCCUGUUUCUGAAAAGUAUAGGACUUCCUAGGUGCCAUGGAGCUCAGCCUUAAAAACCCCAGAGCAGCUCCAGGUCUCCGAGCUGUUACUUCUCCACAUGCUCUGCAGAGUUAGCUCGAUUCCUGUCAGAAUCCCGUGUAUGUGUAUCGCCUCAGUGUGGGACUCAUGGGUCUCAGGCCACGUGAAGAUGAGAGCCUAUAGGGGGCUAGACUUAUCCUUGGCCAAGUUGUCCGUUGGGGAGGCCCUCAGAACUAGCUUUUCCACACAUAAGAGCUUGAAGUAGCUCAUGUUUGUGGUCUGUGUCCUCAGCUCCCAUACUUGGGAGCCACACGGUGAAGUAGGAAUAAACUCCAGUGUUGGUUGGCCACAACUUCCUUGGCAGAUCCUGAAGUCCUGGGGCAAGCUCACAAAUUGAUGACCCGUGCUGCUCCAGGAUGACAGCAUGACAGAUCGGGCAUUAGGGGCCACUUGGCACUCUACCCUCCCUGACUUUGAGGAAGACCACAUUGUCCCCCAGCACUCCCAGCCUGAUCUUAAGAUCGGCAGAAUCUUUAAUAUUCGACACAAGGACUAAAGCUCUGGACACCCACGGGCACAUUUGAGGCCAGCAGGUGGAUAGUGAGUGGGGCCAUGUUCUCGAACCUGUGAGGACAUGGGAGUCCCCACUAUGCAAAGGCAAGCACCCCAUUGCUUGAGGUCGGGGGUAAUACCAGAGGUGACUUCCUGACACUGAAAUGUGCUGACCGUGAAGGGAAGCUUAGUAAUUUCAACUCUUAUCAAAGCCUGAGACUUCUGUUGACAUUAAUAGCCCGUGUCUCAGUGCAGAACACUUGUCUCUCUUAGGUGAAAUUGGACUUCAUGUCCACCUGGGUUGGAGGUGUUGGUGGUGGGAACAGUUUGGGCUGGGAGUGUCAGCUACGUGUGUGAAUGCUUUGGUGCAACAUCAGUCAGGAAGGAGUUGCCAUGCAAGACAGGAACUAAGACUGUCUGCUAAGUCGCACUCUCGUGGCAGCCGGUUGAAUGGGAAGGGGGCUACUGUUACAGACCUGAGCGUGCGCUGUGAAUCUGCUUUGGGUUGGUGAAGGACUCUGCAGUGAUUGGGAGACCCACUUCCAGACCUGUCCCAGAGGAUUACUGUGUAUAUACCUAUAGGAACCAGAAAUGCUCACACUGCAAGAGGUGCCGGAGGAUGCAGUCCUGAGUGUGACAGGUGGAUAAUCUCGAAGCUGGGUGCGGUGGCGCAUACCUUUAGUUCCAGCACUCAGGAGGCCGAGGCAGACAGGUCUACAAAGCGAGCCCUAGGACAGCCAAGAUUCUUGCACAGAGAAACCCUGGCUUAAAAAACCAAAGAACAGGGGUUGGGAUUUAGCUCAGUGGUAGAGCGCUUGCCUAGCAAGCACAAGGCCCUGGGUUCGGUCCCCAGCUCCGAAAAAAAAACAAAGAACAAAACAGGAAAAAAAAAAACACUUGAAAAAAAAAGCAGUUUGACAUUUAACAAGGCCAUAAUGAAUUAUAAAUAAUUUUAUCUAUAAUAGAAACAUUAAAGCAGUAUUGAGGGGGUUGGGGAUUUAGCUCAGAGGUAGAGCGCUUGCCUAGCAAGCGCAAGGCCCUGGGUUCGGUCCUCAGCUCCAAAAAAAAAAAAAAAAGAAAGCAGUAUUGAGGACACAACUAGUACCCAAAGACAAACCCACACAGAGACUGGCCAGACAAAGGCUUGCAGAGUAAUCUCACUCACGGAGUGCCAGAACGGGGAAGUAUGGUGCCGGGGAGGUCUCUGCUGAGGGCUUGCUGAACGUUGGCUUCACAGAGGUGACAUGUACAUUUACAUCUGCUUUUCAUGUAUGUCAGCCUUUAGUAAAAUCGUGGCUCCACGCACAGCCUCAUCCAGGAAGCUGCUGUGUGGUCGCUUUGUCCUUCGCAUAGAUGGGUUUACAGGUCAGGCCCGUGGCCCUCCUGCUGCUGCAUACUUGUGCGGACACUGAGAGCAGCCUCUGCUUUGUGUCUUUGUGGCAUCCAUCUUUGGCUGAGGAGUAUCCUAGGCGUCACCUGGGAGAGAAGCUCAGGGCACAUAGCUGGCUCCUGUUUAAUCUUGGGGGCCUUGGCAAUUACGGUUAAAUGGCUAGCUGAGGUCAUCUUACUCGGGGAAAUCGAAGUACAUGGGUGGUUGUAGUGUUAGUAACUCUUGACUCACAAGAGCUGAAGCCUAAUGGAGCCACAGACUCGGGCCUUGGCUCCAGGCCUGAGAACUGGAGGGUGUGUGUCUGCCUCAGGAGCCAGAGUCAGAAGGCUCCGGGUGCUUAGGUUGGAAGAUCCCUGCUAUGGUGUCCAGCACUCGGCAGUUGAUGAAAUCGUCAGGAGCAGUGGCUAGCAGCAGUGCCAGGCAGUGCAAGGUAGCAUUGCAGCUCCUGACCCUUGGGUGUUGAGAUGUUGGCCUUCAGGGCUUGGUAAUCCAAGACCUAGUGAUGCCUGUGGUCUCUUGCCCAUCACCCUCCACCUCUGUGGUGGCUUCACUGCUGCCACUGUUGCUGUCACCAGAUUGGCCUGCUCUACUGAGGAUCUCAAGUGGACAAGAAAGACUCUUCUUCUGAGGAAGCUCUUUGCUGGGCCGAGUGUCGCACCUGGGGCUAUCCCCAAUGUCUCCCAGUGGCCUGGAGAAAGCUGAGCAGCCUGGUGGUUGUGCAGCCAGGAGCGGGUGUAUGGCUUGUUAGUGGAGGGUUCUGUUUGCACAAAUCAGCUCGGCUCCCAUUUCCCCCAGCACUGGCUUCUUGCCGAGCUACUGAGGAGACAGCCACUUCACACCCGGAGUGAGUGAGAAUAGUUUGAGGGUCUCACCUGCCCUUCAAGACUGGUGGAGUUGGGGCUGGAGAGAUGGCUCAGCGGUUAAGAGCACCGACUGCUUUUCCAGAGGUCCUGAGUUCAAAUCCCAGCAACCACAUGGUGGCUCACAAUCAUCUGUAUGGGGAUCCGACGCCCUCUUCUGGUGUGUCUAAAGACAGCUACAGUGUACUCAUAUACAAAAUAAAUAAGUAAAUCUUAAAAAAAAAAAAAAAAAA
Messenger RNA from Rattus norvegicus (Norway rat), 7461 nucleotides. NCBI's taxonomy places the organism in Eukaryota, Metazoa, Chordata, Mammalia, Rodentia, Muridae. The record is from RefSeq and is a predicted model, not a curated record.